Messenger RNA from Porites evermanni, 16025 nucleotides. NCBI's taxonomy places the organism in Eukaryota, Metazoa, Cnidaria, Anthozoa, Scleractinia, Poritidae. The record is from the annotation of a GenBank genome assembly.
AUGGAAAAUAGGCCAAACAAAAAGUCGGCCACAGUGCGAUUUGCAAACACGGUCCGUCAAAUUGAAGAAUCACUUCAAGAGCUAAAAGAAGAUGAAACGAGGGAUCAAGAGCAGGUGGAAGAUGUGAGAGGAGACGAAGGAAACAGCGACGACGGCUGGGACACAGAUUUAGAAAUUUCAAGCAAAGCAGUAAGAAAAACUCGCAGAAGUGCAGAUAUCACCGGGAAAUCGUCGUAUCUGCGCACGUGUCGUGCUCUAGGAGUCUCACCAGCGACAGCCGUGCUCGAAGCAAUCCACACUCCGGAAAUUAUGUUAGCCCACCACGGUCUAGGGCCACAAGGGGGACGGGCUCUUGCCAAGGCCCUCAUAAAGAGCACGACAGUGGAAAAGCUUGACUUGCAAGAAAACAGCCUCGGAGAGGAAGGAGUGGAAUGGUUCGCCCAGAUGUUGCUUGAAAAUUGUUAUAUCAAGUUCUUAAAUCUCGCGGAUAAUAUGAUGACUUCGGGCGGAGCGCGCGCCAUGGGCAAAGUGAUAUCGGAAAAUAGAUACCUUCAGUGGUUAAAUCUAUCGUUCAAUAACCUAGUGGACAAGGACGCAAAGCCGCUUUCCAAAGGCUUGGAAAACACAACGAGUCUAAAAUAUCUCAAUAUGAGUCAAAACUCCUUUUGCGAAAGCGGUGGUGAGUUUCUGGGUCCUGCACUGGCGGAAAACAAUAGCAUAACUGAGCUUAAUCUGAGCUGGAACCAUCUCCGAUUGAAAGGCGCCAUCGCUAUCUGUAAAGGUAUGAGACACAACAGCGCUAUAGAGAUCCUGGAUCUUUCUUGGAAUGGAUUUGCGGACGAGGGGGCCGAAGCCAUGGGAGAAGCACUUAAAAAGAACGACACACUUCUGGAGCUUGAUCUAAGCUACAACAGAAUCACGGAAAAAGGAGCUUUGGCCUUGGCGAAAGGUCUCCAGAUAAAUCAAACGUUACGCGCGCUAAAAAUCGGCUCAAAUCCUUUGGGAAACAGCGGCUGUUUUGCACUGAUGAAAGCGAUCAAAACAAACUCCAACUCUGCUUUAGGGGAGCUGCACUUGGAUAAUAUCACCGUGAAGAAGAACUUUUUAGGUAUGGCCUUUUUUCUGUUCAUAUUGCGUUCAGAGGCAUCCAACGACUUUUAUUCUGCUAAACUACUGGUCGAAGGAACAAAUAUUGCCUAGAAAUGUCUAAAGCUCAAACAAGGCUACAGAUGUCUGGAUAACAGUUCCAUCAGAUUCUAAGAUAUCCGGAGGUUGUGUUUUUCACAUUUUAUUACCAAGAAACGGCGAUUAUUGUUUAAAAAAGGGCCUCGUAAAAAUAUCAGUGUAGAGAAAAAAGUCUCCUAGAAUUUUCUAAUGAAAGUACGGGUACUCCAUUUCAAGCUCAUGGUAAAAAAAGUUUUGAAAAAUAUGUUGAUAUCAUGGAAUAGAUACGACAAAAAGCUUAUUCUUGGAUUCUCUAAUUCUCUACAUUUUAUCUUAGUUUGCCACAAAAGCUGGCAGUUUCCCAGAGAAAGAAAUUGGUCUGACAAGUCUGUAAAAUUUUUUAUUAAUAGUCGUUACUUUACUCGAACGAAGGCAACAGAAAGACUGCCGGAAAUUAUCCCUUUUUACUAAUUUUUUAAGGAACAUUUUUAAUCAGUAUUUUGCUCGAAUUUUUCCCAUAAAGAGUGCAAUUUGUCAGACCAUCUGUCACAGAAAUAUUGCUUACUAUCAAGUUAGCUCCACGAUGUAUUUUACCGUAGAUUGGAAUAGUUAUGAAACCUGUCAGAAUCCUUUGCUACAUGUUUUUUUGGACCUGAGGGUGCAGAGCGUUCAAUAGCAUUCCUAGCAUUUUGAUGUUAUUGACCCAUAAAAACGUUCCAUUAAUUCAUUCCGUCGCAAUUUGCCAACAGAAAAAAAAGGAUUGUGCACCUUCGGGGAACUUCCAACAUAAACUGCAGCACUGUGGUUUUUAUAUUUGAUGUUUGUUGCCUUUCAUAACCAGUCUGCUCUAAUAACUAUGAUUUUACUAGUAUUUAGACUUGCCUACAAGUCGAGCUCAAAUUUUUUCACGAGCGCGAAGCGCGAGCGGUAGAUUUUUUAUGUUUUCUGCGGCAAAAGCGAGAGAGAUCGAGAGCUUUACGGGAACCGGAAAUGAGAAGCGAAGGACUUUGAGAAAGUCUAACUAGUACUAAGCUCUCUCUCUGUCCCGCUUUUUCUCGUUAUCAGGCCCUAACACUUUUUCUCUUGGUGUUGCGAGCGGGUGUGAACAACAAAUUAUGUAAUACCAACGCUUUUAAAGACACUCAAUGACAGCCCACACCACAUCACGAAAGCGAAGCAAAAAUGGUUUCCGCAACAUCAAAAAGUACACUCGAAAAUAGCCCGCUUAAGCUAAAUUAACAAUCAAAAAUUAUCUCUUCGUAGCCUGACAGCCUAACAGUGUCUGAAAGACUAAUAAUGCAGACCUUCAGCUUCUACAUACGGACUAAAGCACUAAAUAUUGACUUGUUUUGAACUGGAAUAUACAAUACAGAACUACAUUCAAUAGCCAGCGAAUUACAGUAACGAACACAUUAUAGCUUUGUUUUUCGGCUCCGCGCAAGCAGCAAGAAAAGCUUCAUAAGCAUUAAUCACCGAAAGGAAAUUUCACCACAACUGUACAAAAGACGCGAUACAUCUAAUUACAUCUUACUGAAUAGCCUUAAUGUCACAAUUAACACUUCUCAUUGAACUAAAAAAACUGAACGAACACAAAAAAACUGGAGACAACGGUUCUAUCGUUUCCUUGCAUGUGCUACAAGAAAAGUGUUUUACGUUUCUUACCGUCCAAUGAAAGCAAGCAAUAUUACUUACCGAAAGCCUUCUAAAGGUAGUCAAAAGCCAACUUAAUUCUCUGGGGAAACCGUGUUUGUCAGACAAUCUUAAGUUGAAUUUAGAGGGAUAAUUAACAUGCCCAAAGCUCUUCCUUUACGUAAUUAAAAGACAAAAACACACAGCUUUUAUCGGCUAAGUUUAGUAUGUGUUAAUAAGUCAAAUCUUCAAACAGCUAAUAACUUUAAGCCGCUCGUUUCCUGCCUAGAAGUUGGCAAAAUCUAGGCUAUCAAACGUUAAAGACGCACAAGACUUGAUACAGGUUUAGUUUAAAGUACAGCACUGAACGGACAGUUAGUUACAAAGACGAAAACCAAAUUGUGUAAAAGCAGUUUAUCGGAUAUUAAGCCGGCCAAACAAAAAAUCGAGCGCCAAGAACCGAUUGUUUCUUUCGAAAGGAAGACAGAAAGAGAACAAUAUAACUUGGUCAAUUCACUUACAGAAUGGAAAAUAGGCCAAACAAAAAGUCGGCCACAGUGCGAUUUGCAAACACGGUCCGUCAAAUUGAAGAAUCACUUCAAGAGCUAAAAGAAGAUGAAACGAGGGAUCAAGAGCAGGUGGAAGAUGUGAGAGGAGACGAAGGAAACAGCGACGACGGCUGGGACACAGAUUUAGAAAUUUCAAGCAAAGCAGUAAGAAAAACUCGCAGAAGUGCAGAUAUCACCGGGAAAUCGUCGUAUCUGCGCACGUGUCGUGCUCUAGGAGUCUCACCAGCGACAGCCGUGCUCGAAGCAAUCCACACUCCGGAAAUUAUGUUAGCCCACCACGGUCUAGGGCCACAAGGGGGACGGGCUCUUGCCAAGGCCCUCAUAAAGAGCACGACAGUGGAAAAGCUUGACUUGCAAGAAAACAGCCUCGGAGAGGAAGGAGUGGAAUGGUUCGCCCAGAUGUUGCUUGAAAAUUGUUAUAUCAAGUUCUUAAAUCUCGCGGAUAAUAUGAUGACUUCGGGCGGAGCGCGCGCCAUGGGCAAAGUGAUAUCGGAAAAUAGAUACCUUCAGUGGUUAAAUCUAUCGUUCAAUAACCUAGUGGACAAGGACGCAAAGCCGCUUUCCAAAGGCUUGGAAAACACAACGAGUCUAAAAUAUCUCAAUAUGAGUCAAAACUCCCUUUGCGAAAGCGGUGGUGAGUUUCUGGGUCCUGCACUGGCGGAAAACAAUAGCAUAACUGAGCUUAAUCUGAGCUGGAACCAUCUCCGAUUGAAAGGCGCCAUCGCUAUCUGUAAAGGUAUGAGACACAACAGCGCUAUAGAGAUCCUGGAUCUUUCUUGGAAUGGAUUUGCGGACGAGGGGGCCGAAGCCAUGGGAGAAGCACUUAAAAAGAACGACACACUUCUGGAGCUUGAUCUAAGCUACAACAGAAUCACGGAAAAAGGAGCUUUGGCCUUGGCGAAAGGUCUCCAGAUAAAUCAAACGUUACGCGCGCUAAAAAUCGGCUCAAAUCCUUUGGGAAACAGCGGCUGUUUUGCACUGAUGAAAGCGAUCAAAACAAACUCCAACUCUGCUUUAGGGGAGCUGCACUUGGAUAAUAUCACCGUGAAGAAGAACUUUUUAGGUAUGGCCUUUUUUCUGUUCAUAUUGCGUUCAGAGGCAUCCAACGACUUUUAUUCUGCUAAACUACUGGUCGAAGGAACAAAUAUUGCCUAGAAAUGUCUAAAGCUCAAACAAGGCUACAGACGUCUGGAUAACAGUUCCAUCAGAUUCUAAGAUAUUCGGAGGUUGUGUUUUUCACAUUUUAUUACCAAGAAACGGCGAUUAUUGUUUAAAAAAGGGCCUCGUAAAAAUAUCAGUGUAGAGAAAAAAGUCUCCUAGAAUUUUCUAAUGAAAGUACGGGUACUCCAUUUCUUCGAAAUUUCGACCGGACCCAUCAAGGUAGCAAACAAUUUUCCUUGGAGGGAUUAAGGGUUCGGAGGGUAGGGGGUAUUUCAAUGACCAGGGGGGGAGGGACAAAUCACACUUUAUCCCCUUCCGGUUACUCCUACCACACAAGAUAGGUUUAAACGUGCGAGAGAAAUGCUUUAUAGCAAAUUUAUUCCGAAUAACCUUGCCUGUAAUUUGAAAAACCCUGUUCACAGGUCUACUGGAGGACUACAUGAAAGAAAAACCCGAUUUUCAAAUUAACUACGGUGCCAAUCCACAAAUAAACCGAAACAGAAGAGGAACCAUGGCAAGUACGUUUGGCAACUUCGACAAAGAUUCCGGCAGAAGGGUGAAGCACGAGCUACUGACGGCCCUGAAGAAUUUCUUGCUGGAGAAAAGACUCAGGGCCGUAGAUCUGUUCAAUUGUUUGGAUAAAGACAAAACACAGAGCGUAAGUCCAGAUGAGAUGUUUGUCGGAUUGAAGAAGUUGAAUGUACCACUCAGUGAUCCGCAGCUUAAGAGGCUGAUUCGAAUUCUAGAUAGAGAUGGUGAUGGAGAAAUUGACUACGGAGAAUUUGCCGCGGUCAACGAGAUAUAAUAAGCCAUGUUGCAACACUCAAGUUUGGGAAAACUCUGCACCCUCUCACGAUAUAUGCUAUGGUGUUCUGUAAAGCUAAGGUAAAAAUUGUAACACGCAAGUUUGAGAAAACUUCGCGCCCUCUCGUAGGAUAACACCCUCCUCGAUCUCCACGAUUGCUCGGAUCAUGAUUCAUACGAAAGACGAAUCCAAUAAUUGUUAGUUAGCCACAUACCCAUCACCACAUUUAUAUUACAGAUACAACUGACUCAUCGACAUCCCAAAUCCCACCGGUGGGAAAAUGAUGGUCACAGAGAUAUAUACGUCCGAAAUAAAUAUCGCAUAAACACUUGCAUUGCGAAUACUGAUGCGAGAUCUUUUUUUUUUGCUCAAAAAGCCCAAUUUGAGUCGUAAUUUUUCUUUCUCAGCCGUGACCCUUUAAGCCUUAAUAUCCACUCACAAAUUAUCCAAACUGGUUUCUAUACAUUUCUAUGAAGAAUUCGUUGAGAGAACUACUUUGUCAAUUCUCACAACCUUUUUAUUUAUUGUGCAUUGUUAUUGUUAGGAGAAAGAUGAUGUCGGUCACUCUUUCUUCAGCCCUUGUUUCAGAAUUCCAGUUUAGCAAGAUUAGAGUCUUUUGCAUACGAUUUUUUUUUUCGAACUACACCAAGCAUGGCUUAGUCACAGUGUAAUUUUAAUGUAAACUAGCAGUGAUGGAACUAUUUCUCCUCCAUCGGAACAUAUGCAUGAGCCGCAUCACCAUCAAAUAUAACUAUUAGUAUUAAGCAUACCUGGAUCAUGGCCCAGGAAGGCGUGGCCGUUUAAGAGAGCUUCUACGAUCGCCAAGUUGCUUGAUUGACGUUUAAGACAGGUAUUACAAUUUCUUAUGACGAACUCACAGUUUUACGGUUACAGGAAGUUCAUCCGAUAAUUUGUAUUCAUUAUAAGAGCCGGUAAUGUCCUUUCAGAAUCGCAUUCACUGUAUGGACGGGAUGAAGCUCUUAAUUCUUCGGGCAAUGAAAAGAUAUUUGUCGUUCAAUAAAACAAACGGAUUGUAACCCAGUCGUGACGUUUUUUUUCCUGAUUUUCCCAUACUGGAGAAUAUUCAGAAACGAUAUGGACAAGUAUGAGGCGCAAAAACCGCUUUUACAAACUAAAGUAAGACGCGAAAGUCGUGAGUACAGGUCUGCUCCUGUCAAGUCCACAUAAAUAACACAUUUUUUAAGUUAAAUGUCAGUGUGUGUGACGAUUUUAGUUUGGAACAACUAAAAACGCGCCACAUUCGUUUCAACCUUGAACGAACAUUAUUUUGUAUUAACAGAAGCAUUUAAGAAUUACUCACAAUUUAAGAGGUCCAAACCGCCACGUGUGAACCCGAAGAAGCUAAAAGAAGAACGAAAAGAAAAAACGAGAAUUAAUGAACAGCUAUGGUGAAAAGGACAGUCUUUUAGGUUAGAAACAUUUGGGGAAUCUCAUCUCGAAACCAGCAGACCUUCUGGUGGGAAACUGUAAUUGAAGAUAUUGGCCUGGUAGCAAUAAUUCGCCGUUUUUUUUUAAAGAACAAAUACAUGUGUAGGAAAGUAGCCAAGUUCCGGUAAGUCAAACAUUUUAUUUCCCAAGGGGGUAUGUCACGCUUUUUCCUAUCUUUUUAGAAAGCUGAAACGUGUCUUGAGCGUCAAUUGAAUUCAAUAAAAUAAUAGUCCAGUAUUGUUAUCUAAGACUAUAUUUAGGAUUGAAACUGUUGCUAUAGCCUGUGUACAGAGCCCCUCUCCCCUCAAUAAAAAUCGGAGACGGGCCCUUCUACGGUUUUUACUGAGGGGAGGGGAGGUCUGUACACAGGCUACUGUCGCCACCGAUGGCAAGGACGAACAUGGUUUGAAACGUGAAAAAAUUGAGCCAACGUUUUCAAGUUUUGAUGUUAUGCCUGCAAAAAUCAUCAAAAAAAUAUUAUGAUUGGAGCGCUCCCUGAUAAAAUUUGUUUCAUACCUUCUUAUUUUAACUCUAAAGAGGCAUUUUGGGUAAAGUCGAACCAAGUAAUGACUUCAGAUUGAUCUAAACCAGCAAUCACCACGUGACUUGGCCCCUUUUAGUGAAACAACUUCCUUGUAGUUCAAGUACCAAGAUAUGACCCAUCCGCUGUCAGAAAUUUUUAACAAAAUACUCUUUUUGUAAGAUGCGGAUCAAUUUAUUCUUUAUUCAAAGCGAAUAGUCACUGUUUCAAAAUACUUGACCAUGAAACUUGCCAAUUUUAUGACAUUUCUUUAAACAGAGUUACUGACUUGUUAGCAGUGCUGGUGAAGCAGUGCCAAUAUAGUAAGCCGGAAUCUAUUAGCAAUUCUAACUAUCUGAGCACCAUUAUGUCGCGAUUGAGCAAGCUUUCCUUCUGGUGUGGGCGGAAUAUUCUUAUUUUUUCUUCCGAUUUUAGACUGAAAAUAUUCUUGUGUUAUUCUUAAAUUAUAGCUUAUGACAUUUCCGUUUUAGAAUUAUUGGAGUAUCAAUUACUGUUAGUGCUUGUUUCUUCAAACAUAAAUGACAAAACAGCCAAGACAAAAGCGACCUGAGGUUUCCCGAUAUUUCGGACGGACAAGAGCCGUCCUUCUUUAACGGUUUUCCGAAAAUAUCGGGAAACCUCAAGUCGCUUUGUCUUUGCUGUUUUGUUAGUAAUGUUUAUAUUUUUGUCUUGAAUAAAACACCUAGAUAUCGUCAUUUUAUGUAAAAAUUUUCCAGGUUCUUUUGUUUCGUUGGUUAGUUUAGAGAAAGGAAUAACUUUGUACGGUUAAGCUAAAGAACAUAUAUUGUAUUUACGGAUUUUCAGCACAAAAAAUCAUAUCAUUUACAGCUUCGGGUUCAUUCUUGAAAUAUUCUCUAAAUUUCGCAAAUUUCAGCCUCAAUAUCCUUACCUCAUACUACUGACAGUGUAAACCACCCCCAAGUUAAAAAAAAAAACACGAAAAAGACAGGAUGUUAAGCUUAUUAGACUUGUUGUUUUAUAUCUUUAUUUUCCUUCUGAAUUUUCAAAAUUCAAACGUGAAUACAUCAUGAAUGCACACUGUUAGUAUCUUUUGCUCUUGUCAUGCAACCUGGUUCCCAGGGUCUCUCUUCCAGGUGACAGGGAAAAGAGAGAGAAAGAGAGACACACUGGAAACCAGGUUGCUUUUUUGCCUAGUCCCUAGGCCUCAUUAUUGUGCGCGGCCGAUGCGUUUCUGGUCACGUGGUCCGAGCACGUUUUUUUUCUUGACCGUUCGUCUCAGAUACAUCACCAAAAUGCAUUUACCGAGAAGGCCUGGGAAGAUGCCAUACAGGGACUAGGGCAAGUUGCUGUUAAUGUCUUUGUUCUUUAACUUUUACAUCCAAUGCUGAUCAACAUCAAUUUUCUCUUGAAAGUAUCAAUAAAUUAUCAAGGGAAACGGUUUGAAGAAAAUGGUUCGAUCUUUUCAAAUUCUCUCAACUGAUUAGGGUAAUGUAUGAGGCAUGGAGAUCAGUCUGGAGAUUUUGUAGGAUCGAUAUAUUGGCUUAAUGGGUAACACUGGCAGAUCUAGGGAGACCCCCCUUAUUUUUUGCCAAAGAAUGAGUCCUGCAGGGCCAAGAGAUCCUUUUUUAGAGGGGGGGAGAGGAGGGGACACCCCUCUUAUCACAAGAUCUGGUAGCACCCUUCCACUUUCUUCAAGAUCUGAAUUCGCUAUUGUAAAUACAGCUAUUUCAAUGUGCGUUGUAGGAUUACAAACAGGCAAUUUUUAAAAAUGCCAUGAACCAAAGUUCUCCUGUCAUAAAACAGCAAAGGUAGUCAUUUGUGACCCUUUUAUACUAUCCAUGAAAUGUUUGGCAUGUUUCAAAGGAUUCAAAGCUACUUGCAUGACCUUGCAGUCUAGUCGCAUAAGUUUGAGGCCUUAAAAUCCAGGAAAGUUCCAUAGCUGAAUACUAAAAAGAAGCCAGAUUAAGCUGUUGCUUGAGUCAGAAGGGUUAGGAUCUCCAUGCCUUACGUCUUCAUUCAGAUUUUAUGAUAUAUUUUUUGUUUACAACGUUAUUCAAACUAGUUGCUUCUUCUUUCUAGAAAAAAGUAGCCGGCCUCUAUGAGCAAAGUAGCCGACGCGUUCCGUCGGCUAUCGGUACUUAUUAAAACCCCUGGGAGAGGUGGCUGUUAGUGGAGGUUCAACGGUAAUUUCUGAUAUUCUAAGUAAAAGGAAGCAUCAAAAAUUGGAUUUACUGAGUGGUUUUGUAAACUUGCUAACUAAAAUGCCAAAUAACACUUGUUAGGCUUACAUGUAUGAAUUAAAAACUAUUAAAUUAUUGUAAAGUUCCCCUGAAUGUAUACAGCCGAACCUCCCAUAAGUGACCACCCAAAAUGCAAAGACUAAGUGGUCACGUACGGAGGUGGUCAUUUACAAGAAUCAAACCACAGGAAGCCUUUUCCGAGAAGAGGUCCAGACAUGGAAGACAAUUUAAUGCAUGCAAUGCCUAAGUUACGACAUGUGUAGUUCCAUGUUGUCACUAAAGUUCUUUGCAUAUUCUAAGUAGCACAGUGCACAUAGCGAACGUAGACAUCAGAGAAUGCAUCAAGUGGCCGCUUAAAAGAGGUUAAUAAACAAUGGAAAAUCAUUAACUGUCAGGCCCAAAAGGUGGUUGCAGUCACUUACAGGAGGUGGUCAUUUACUAGAAGUUCAAACUCUAAGGCUGUUACUGGGAAAUCUUGGUGUUUUGGGUUAGCGGUCGUUUAUGGGAGGUGGUCACUUACGAGGGGUGGUUGCACAUGGAGGUUCGACUGUAAAUCUAAAUAAAGUUCGCAGGGACCAUAAUCCCUCUAAGGCCAAGUUUAUACGUCAUACAUUUGCCAAACUCAAUUAUAUUGGGUUUAACAGAAGUACAACAGAAGCACAACAUCAAUUCAUACCUUGUGACUGAGUUGAACGUAAUAUUGUGAACGUAUUAUCAAGACAAUGGCUCUGAAACUAGUUUUCAAAAUGAAUAAAUUUAGAUUAACAUGGCAUAAGCACAACGUUUGAAUCACUACCACGCCAGAGUCAGGGGAACAAAAGCAGAAAUUCAAUACGGAUAAUAUGUCACUACCCAGAUCUGAGAACUGAUUUUGAUUGGAUAAGGGAAAUUUUCAACCAAUGGUCACCACUCAGAUCUGAGUAUUGACCAAUAUCAUUAUGGAAUUUCUCUGCUCAUAAUCCUCAGACAUCAUAGUUGUGACAGCUGUUUUCUAUAAUCACUGGCAUAAUCCAAAAUCAGAUCUUGGAGGUCACUUUAACGCAAAUAUAUGCCCGCAAUCUGGUAGAAAAGUUCAAACGGCUGUUCAAAAUGAAAAAUUUUACAUUGAAUAUAGAUCAGUCAAUCUGGUAGAAAAGUUCGAAUGGGUAUUUGACAUUGAAUGUGAUGGACAAAAAAUCUAUUGAAAUAAUAAUAUAAUAUUGUUGAAAGUCGGACAACAAGAACAACAAGAACUUCUUGACUAGCAUUGUGGAUAAAACACAUACUAUCAAAACCUGGACAGGAAUGAAACAAUAAAACACUUACUAGUGUCACAAAUAUCUGCUAUGAUCCUUGGUAUCUUUUUUAGAAGCUAAUUAUGAAACAAUGUAUGUUAAGGUUUGCUUAGAAUACAAUAGCUUUUACCGGUUUGUUUGCGCAAAGGGAUCAACUGUUUUAUGUCAACUGGUCACGAAUGCCAGGUAAUUGGAUAGGGCAAGGGAAACGAUUUCUGUCGCCACUCGCGCCCCGUUUCAUUCUCUGCCCCCAUUACUGUAGUGAACGGGAGAGGAAAGAAGACUGCAAACCUUGAGUGACAAGCGUGACAAUAGUUUUGUUUGAAAAAACGUUCCGCCAAACUUCAACUCCUUUCUUUCUUUCACAGAUGUUUUUUUUAAACGACCAGAAAAUAUUAAUGCUGGGGAAGAUUACGACAAAACGCGCAAAUAAUGGCCCUGUCGCGUUUGUCACACUCAAACGUUUUGCUGUCCUCUUCUUUCUGCCGUCCUAUUGCGAAAACUCACUCAAGCGCCUGCAGUGAAGGCUUCACAAGCCAUUAAAUUCGAUUUCCCCCGUGAAAUUCAAAGUUGAAACAUUAAGCUUAAAUCCGAGAUCGAGAACGAAGUAAACUAUGUAUUCUUACCCUUUCCGACACUUGCGAAGCAAGCAAGUACGCUGUCGCCCUUCCCCCGAUUUCAGCGCGGUGACAUCUUGAAAGUUACUUCCACGGCAAGUAUUUAAAAAAGGCUGAUAAAAUUUUCUUCAUUACACUCCCCAAUAGUUGUUAUAGGUCAUUUUUCCCUUCUUCAUCUUGUUUCUGACGCCGUGAAACGAGUAAUUUAUAUCUUCCGAAGGAAAUUCAACACGAUUUGAAUUCCCGCCUGGCGGAGCGAAAGGCCUGGCAACUGUAAGCGGCCACCCCCCCCGCCCCACCUCCACCCACACUACCCCGGUCAUUUCCCGUCAUAAGACCUCCUAGGAGAACGAACACCCUCUAGUACUGCGUAUAUGUAAGUGCUACAGCUAGUUUUCUUGAUUGUUACAAAAGUAUGGUUUGACUCCAAUACAGCCUCGUCCAUAGCAAAGUCAUUUUGAAAAAAAAAGAAUAAAAAAUAUAAAGAAGGAACUUGCCUUUUUGACUCCCAAGGGAUCAUUUCCAUAGCGACGAAUGUUCCGCUGUAAAGUAAGGAACGACUGCGUUCCGAAAAGGCAGAAAUAUCAGAGUGGUCGAUUUUCUUACUGAUAUUUGUGAUUUAAGAGCAAUUAUUUAACUUUGGAGAAACUCGAGGUAAGCAAGGCUUGCUUUAAUGCUACAGACAGUGAACAAGGUAACCAAGACCUAGUUCAUUGUUCAUUUCUUUAUUACCCUUUCAAUCAAUUAAUCAUGGCAGGAACACACAACAAAUAGUUUAGAUGUUUAGUGUACAUGAGCAUCCUUUUUUCAAACCAUGGAUUAAUUUUUAAGACCAGUACAUGAUGUAUUCAGCUUUUGAUCGUUAACGCUAAGGUAGUUAAAUCCUUGCCUUUCAAUUUAUGGGAUCAAUUCUAUCCUCCCGCGACACUGAGGGAUUAAUACAUUUUUGUGUUUGACACAAAGGCCUUCGAUCGCGAGCAAAAAUCGUUGCACAAAGAAAACGCCUCACGUUGAGAUAAACAUUCUCAGCAGUCACGCAGAAGUGGAAAGAGAAAAUACUGAAAUGAUCUAAGUUAUUUCAUAUGUGUGUAGGAAUCGAUCGGAUGUAGUAUAAAUGCGAAGUAGUCUAGCUAGUGAAUUGGUUACUAAGGAACAUCGAAAUGCAUUUUUAAUAUGAGCUUGAAUACUUUUGUUAAAUAAGAAUUUUAGUGCAUCUCUAUAAAUUUAGCCCUAGUCUAGUUAGCCGAGUGGAUAACCUUUAAAAAGCCAGGAUUAUCGACGGAAGGCAUAACACCUGGCACGCAGAAUGAUCUUGUCGCCCUCAAAUUUGCCGCACGUGCCUGGAAGUACUGGAAAGAAUUUAAUAAUUAACUCUUUUCAAAUUUGGGUAAGAAAUAUAAAAUGAAACUUAAUGUUUUUUAAUUAUAGGCCAGUUUUUUCGAUAAUAUUAAGAUAUAUUAUUUUUUGUAAAUUAUCAUUUGGAUAAAAUUUAUUGCAUGGUUUGAUAGACAUUUUUUUGAAGAGAACAAAUAUGUCAGCCAAGCUUUGGCAGAUGUCAUAGCCUUUAUUUCACUAAGCCAACAAAUUUUGCAAGAAGAUAAACAUGGAUCCCAUAAAUAAAUUUGUCCAAGCUCCAUUUGCACUCCCAUUACAUCAAAGCAAUAUAUUUUUUUUAUUACAGUAUUACAUGUAUGUUAACAUAUGUUACAUAUGUUAACAUUAGAUCACCUUUUUUCGGGACAGGGCUUUGUAACAGUGUAUAAUGCACGCAAGAGCUACAGUGAAGAAAGUUGACAAGACUUUAAAGACCUUAAGUUCCGCAACACUCUCAGUCAAUUCUCUGUCGGCCACCGAAAUUAAAUGUGAAGACAGUGACGAUGAAUCUGAUGGAUGGGAAACUGACUUGGAAUGCGAUGAUCAGGUAGUAAUGCCAUUCUUAAGGCUUAAGAUUUUAAAAUUUUUAAGAUAGUGUAGAUUGAAAAGAAGUAUUAAUUUGCCAUCAUGUAACACCUUCUAAGAUACAGCAGUACCCUUGGUGUUUUUGAAAUUCCAGAUAAUUUGAGCCAAACUAACUUCUCUUCAUCAGUCAAACACUGUAAUUUUAUGCUGAUUUUUUAAACCUCCCUAUAAUUUGAACCAAUUUGCUUUUCCCACUUUGUUUUUAAAAACUGGGAUUUCACUGUAAUGAAAUACACUAGUGUAUCAAAAGUACAUGCAGAGGCAUUGCCAGCAUAUAAACCUGUAGGCCCAGGCCUACAAAUUUUUGGUUUGAUCACUCUACUGCUUGUAAUAAAUUAUGUGUUGUUGGGGUGAGGUAAAAAGCUUAAGAGGUCAAAAUGUUGGUGAGGUCAGUGCAGGCCUACAACUAGUCAAAAAGCUGGGUAUGCCCUAACCUGAGAACAGGCUCAAUUUUCGUUUCACUUUGUAAAUAACAUUUCGGCGGAUAGGGCAAAACGACAGCGGUAACCAUUAGAGAGAUUGUAUGAGAACCGCUAAAAUUGGGCCUGAUCUCAGGUUAGCUAUGCCCCUGAGUACAUGUAUCUUGGGGCUUUAUUCCAUGCACCACUAGACGUCUGUCUUCACAUUUAGUUUAUGUCUACUUCACCCUGGGGGUGUACUCCCUUACAUGGCAUAUAUGGGGAAUGCAAUGUGCCACUGGACAGGCUAUGGUUUUUACCCUUUGUCCUUAACAAGGUACAUUUAUAUCAUUUGGCACAAGUCUUUCCUAAACAGGGUAUAUAAUUUCAUGCAAGUAUGUCCCAAUGUAAACAGGAUAUUGCCUGCAUGAUUGAUUUGACUUGCUUGAGGAAAUAUGUAUACAGAUUAACCUUCUAUAAUUUAAAAUAUUGCUAACUAUUAAAGAAAAGUAAACUAAAUUAAAGCCUGUUUUACAUGAAUGCCGCGUCGAAAUUAGUUAAGAAUAUGUGUAUACUAUAAGUAUGAAAGCUAUGACUACAUGUAUAAUGUGAAUUACUUAGCUCUAUAGUAAUUGCCAAGAAAAUGGCAUGCAUUUUGUUCUUUGUACUAAACAGGGGUAAGAAAAUUAAGGUUGUUCUCCUUAACAGGGUAUCUAUUUUAGAAUUUUUUUGUCCUAAACAUGGUCGGGGUUCAAACCCUCAGCGGCUCACCUAUACCCAAAUAUCGGUCAAGUACCCUCAUGGAGACUGCACCUUUCAUAGAAGUGGGUCAUCUCAUCACAUAGGUUUCUGUUGCACUCUUUGCGGCAGUUUGAACAGAUUUUCAUAUCAGGCUGGAGUGUUAUUCAUGUAGACAUGAUAAUCUAUCCAGUCUAUAGUGUGGAGCCUAAAUCUCCAAUUUUUUGCAGGACUUUUUACAGUUGAAGCCUCAGUAUGACCCCACUGGUCGGGCACUUUACAGGCGAGCAUGCCAGAAACUUGGAAUUGUUCCUGCGUCUUACUUUGUGCGUCACAUGACUGAGCCUACUGUUGCCAUGUCUCAUCAUGGGCUUGGCCCACUCGGAAUCAGGGCUAUGGCUUUAGCUCUUUUAUACAACACUAAAGUGACAAGCCUUGAUGUAAGGGACAAUGGUAUUGGAGAUGAGGGAGGAGAAAUCAUAGCAAAGCUCUUGAGAGAAAACUACUUCAUUGUGGAAUUAGACAUAUCUGAAAACCAGCUUGGAAGAAGUUCUAUUGUGGAGAUCGCAGAAACACUCAAGGAAAACAACACGCUGAUAAAGCUUGGACUUGCUGGGAAUUCUCUGGAUGACAAAGAUGCUGAUAUACUUUGUGGAUCUCUGCUUGUAAAUAAUACACUGACUCAGUUAGAUUUGAGCUGCAACAAAUUCUCAAACAAAGGUUGCGAGUACUUUGCAAAAUUACUUGACGAGAACAUCAGUCUAUCAGAGCUUGAUUUAAGCUGGAAUCACAUUCAAGCUCAAGGAGGAAAAAUGCUGGCUAAAGGACUUAGAGGAAAUGUAAAGCUCAAGUCUUUAAAUUUGGCAUGGAAUGGUUUAGCAACAGAUGGAGCCAAAGCACUUGCUGGAGCUUUAAUAGAGAAUGGAACCCUACAAGAGUUGGAUUUAAGUAGCAAUAGAAUUUCAGAUGCAGCUGCUUUUAGUAUUGCAAGAAGCCUGGAAAACAAUUCUUCUCUUGAAGUUCUAAAGCUAGCAAAGAACCAUCUUCAAAAUAAUGGUGCUUGUGCUAUUUUAAACUCAAUCACCAAAAAUGGAGAUAGUAGACUAAACAAAAUCAACCUUUCAGGUGUCAUUGUUAAAGACGAAUUUCACUUAAUCGCAGAAGAACUGCAAAAUCUGAGGCAGAUUAGUAUAAUAACAGAGGAGACAACUGAAACAAAAGCUAAGAAGGAGGAACCUGAUCCCGGUACUCUUCUGCGUAACUACAUAGCAAAAGAGCAUGUUCUUGUCGUCGAUUUGUUCCGCAAGUUAGAUCGUGAUGGAAGCAUGCAAGUGAGUGUGAAAGAAUUUGCAGAAGGAUUACGCAAAUCAGAUGUUGGGCUGACUCAAUAUGAGGUAGACAGAAUGAUUGACGUGUUGGACGUUGAUAAAGAUGGUGAAAUAGAUUACAGUGAGUUUGUGUACAUUCAGUCUGAGUGGAAAAGUGAAGAGAAAGGAAAGAGAAAAUUAUCCUCAAUGUAG